AUUGUUCGAAGAAAUCAACGCCAUAAUAAUAAUAAUGUCCAAGCAGCUUUACCGCUCGUGCACCCUGGGCGACACGUUGCAGGAUACUCUCGACGAGCUAAUCCAGAACGAUCUGAUCACGCCAGCCCUGGCCCACAAGGUGCUCAUCCAGUACGAUAAAAGCAUUAUCGAGGCCCUCAAACAGAAGGCGAAGGCAAACUUAUCCAUCAAGGCGAAAAAGCUGAGGACCUACAACCUGUGCGACAAUGUGUGGUCCCUCAAGCUGGAAGAUGUCGAAAUCCGCGAGCUGCACGAAAUCGUCAAGGUCGACAAGGUGAAAAUUGUGGCAACCGAAGCCCCAAAGGAAGACAACAAGAAAUGAUUGUUUAACGACGAAAACGAUAAGCCAAAUCAUUGUUCAAACAACAAAACAUUAAACAAAAUAGCAAAAUA
Messenger RNA from Drosophila obscura, 432 nucleotides. Its product is annotated as transcription initiation factor IIA subunit 2-like. The record is from RefSeq and is a predicted model, not a curated record. Gene Ontology annotation, cellular component: transcription factor TFIIA complex. Gene Ontology annotation, molecular function: RNA polymerase II general transcription initiation factor activity; TBP-class protein binding. Bases 35 to 361 code for a protein of 108 amino acids. The transcript is spliced from 2 exons. NCBI's taxonomy places the organism in Eukaryota, Metazoa, Arthropoda, Insecta, Diptera, Drosophilidae. Gene Ontology annotation, biological process: transcription initiation at RNA polymerase II promoter; RNA polymerase II preinitiation complex assembly.